AUGGAUGGAAAUCUUGCUGUGAUAGCCAACUCUGUGGUGAAUGACUGUAUCCAGGUGGCUGCUGAUCUAGGUGGGGACCAUCCUCCACCUCCAGUUCCCCAAGCACCUCCUACUCCCCAUCCUACACCCCAACCUCCUCCUCCACCUCCGCCUCCACCUCCACCUCCUCCUCCACCUCCACCUCCACCUCCACCUCCACCUCCACCUCCACCUCCACCUCCACCUCCACCUCCACCUCCACCACCACCUCCACCUCCUCCUCCACCUCCACUUCCAUGUACCGAACCACCUCCACCUCCACCUCCACCUCCAACUCCACCUCCACCUCCACCACCACCAUCUCCCCCUCCACCUCCCCCUCCACCACCGUCUCCACCUCCACCGCCACCCCCACCUCCAUUUGCACCUCCACCUCCACCUCCACCUCCACUAUCUCCACCACCUACACCUCCACCUGCAAAUGGAUUUUCACUACUACCCACAAUGGCACCUCCACCUCCACCUGCAACUCCCCCUGCACCUCCAACCCCACCUCCUACUCCACCUCCAUCUCCACCUACACCUCCAGCUCCACCACUACCUCCAACCAGUCCUCCACCUCCGCCUCCACCUCCGCCUCCACCUCCACCUCCACUUCCAAAUCCACCUCCAACUAUACCUCCACCUCCCCAACCACCUCCUCCUGCAACUCCCCCUCCACCUCCACCUCCACCACCACCUCCACCUCCACCUCCACCACCACCUCCACCUCCCCCUCCACCUCCCCCUCCACCUCCACCUCCAGAUCCCAAACCAACUAUACCUCCACCUCCAACUGCACCUCCAACUCCACCUCCACCUCCACCUCCACCUCCACCUCCACCUCCACCUCCACCUCCACCUCCACCUCCACCUCCACCUCCACCUCCACUACCACUUCCACCUCCACCUCCAACACCUCCAACUCCACCUCCAACUCCACCUCCAACUCCACCACCAAUUCCACCUCCACCUCCAAUUUCUCCACCAAUUCCACUUCCACCUCCAACCCCACCCCCACCUCCAACUCCACCACCACUUCCUCCUCCAACUCCACCACUGCCUCCAACCACACCUCCACCUCCACCUACUAUUCCACCUCCAACUACAACUCCACCACCACCUCCACCUACAACUAUAAUUCCACCUCCACCUCCACCUACAACUCCUCCUCCACCUACAACUCCUCCUCCACCUCCAACUCCACCAAUUCCACCUCCAACUCCACCACCACCUGCACCUCCACUUCCACCUCCAACUCCACCACCAGCUCCACCUGGACCUCCACCUCCAACUCCACCUCCACCUCCAUCUCCUCCUGGAACCUCACAUUCACAUGUAUCUUCUCCUGGACCACCUUCUUCAGGCGGAUAUUUCUUGUCCAGUUGA
Molecule: messenger RNA, 1407 nt
Organism: Schistocerca gregaria
Lineage: Eukaryota; Metazoa; Arthropoda; Insecta; Orthoptera; Acrididae
Product: basic proline-rich protein-like
Exons: 2
Coding region: 1-1407 (468 amino acids)
Source: RefSeq, a predicted model, not a curated record